Molecule: messenger RNA, 3960 nt
Organism: Saccharomycopsis crataegensis
Lineage: Eukaryota; Fungi; Ascomycota; Saccharomycetes; Ascoideales; Saccharomycopsidaceae
Exons: 1
Coding region: 1-3960 (1319 amino acids)
Source: RefSeq, a predicted model, not a curated record
AUGAAUAGGGUUACAUCAAUUGUAUCUGGAAAUGGCAGCUUGCUGAGCUCGUUAUCAUCAAUGAACCUCACUGAUGUUAGCUCGAUUAAUAUUCAUGACGUUUAUCUAAAGGUCCUUCAAGUGGCUAUCAUUGACUAUCGUACGGAACCACGCUUUAGAACACCAAUAAUAACCCCAAAAGCUGCCUCAUCAAGUAGCCCUGCCCUGUUAUCUGCUUCCAGCAGCUCAACCAAUGCAAAAAGGACUUCAUACAGUGCGCCAACUUCAAGCUCAAAGCCCUUAACCAAACUUCUAUCGCAUUUUGACUCUAAGGAAGAAUCAGAGAAUAAUUAUAAAUUACCAAAAGAUACCCUCAAGAACCUUAAAGCCAUCUUGGAUUCAAUAGCUAUCAAAGCAUCUCAUAAGUACUUAUCGGAUGGAACUAGGAGAUGUAUGCUCAGUUUCUACACAAUGAUCCCUCAAAUCCCCUCAUCUGAUACUAGAAAUCCCAGCUACUUAAUCAAUAUGUAUACUAAGGCCAUCAACAAGGAAAUCCCAUUCAUAAGAGAUCCAAAUGUCGAAGUUAACGCGGUUAUAUUCAAAGAACUCUCUCAUUUUAUAAGUAUAUUGAUCGAAGCUAUUAGAAAUGAGAAAAAUACCGAAGCUGCGAUUGCAUACUUGAAAGAAACAAAAUCUUCAAUGGAUACAAAAACCAAAAGUAUGGUUAAUUAUGGCUAUUCAACAGGAUCAUCUGCCUCAAAUAACGCGAAUGUCAUUACAAAAUUCACAGAACCAUCUUUCCUCAUAAGUGAAAUGCCACUUGUCCAAUUGGUGGGAGAAAUGUUUUUCGUUGACAAAGAGAGUCUUCAACAUGAUGUUAGAAAAUUGAAGGACUCUGCUACUGAAAUUGCUUUACAAGAAGAUCUUAAAGGAAUAAUUUCAAGCGCGCAUAAUGAUUCAGGGGUAUAUUUUCCCUCAGAUUUUCUAACAGAGCAGCAAUAUAAGCAGUGGAAAGAUCGUGAAUCUAUGGGAAUUGCCUCGCUAUUGGCAAAAUUGAAAAGGCCCAGUGCAAUGGACAGACAAAGUUUGCCUACAUCAAGAUCUGGACCUUAUUAUAUUAUACCUUCAUUAACAAGAGAAUAUUAUAUCAAGCUUCUUGAGGUUUGUCUUAAAUAUAACAAGCUCAAUAAUGAUGAAUCCUUGCUAUUUUCCAAUACUACUAAUGAACUUAUUCAACUUGUAUCAAGUUAUUGGAGAGUAAAUGAUACAGCUAAAGCUGCACUACUUUUCACGGCAGCAAAUAACACCGUGAUCAACUUGACAGUGAAUACCGGUGAGAUCGUUGAUAUUGAUACCACCAAAUGUGGAACAGUAAUCAACACUGCUUUUAGAUGUUUAAAACAUGAUGAUGAAAUGGAUAUUUUAGAAUGGCCUGAACCUGAUAAAAAAGAGUGGGUCAAUAAUGUUCAGAUAGUCUAUUUGCAGAUAAUGGGAAGCAUAAGAAAAUUGUUGGCAUGUGUUUUUGAACCCACCAGACCCAAGUUUAACAAAUACAUCAUGUUUUUGCUAGAUUAUGUACAAGCUGACCCAAGUUAUGAAGAAUUCAUUGUCAAAUCGGGAUUAACUAAGAAAUGGGAAAGGAGAUUGACCAUAGCUGUUGGUAAGGCAAUUGAUGGAAAAUAUGUCGAUAUCUUAUCAAAAAUUCCUAGAGACUCGUCACUUACAUUACUACAUGUCUAUAAUGCUGCUAUUGAAAUUAUCGAAACUUUGCAGCAAACCCAAGCACGGUUCAAACAAUCUUUUUUAGGAAUUAUUAAUAUUGUUCAUCUUACAACACAACAAUUCACUUCAGGUUUUGGAAGAGAUUCAAGAGCCAUGCUUUAUCACAUUGUGAAUAGAAUUAAAGAGAAAGAGGGAAACCUUGAUUCUGUCAAUUACGAUGAUGCGAUUAGUAUAUAUAAGAAGCUAUGCGAUGUUAGAUUUUCUUAUGAGCAAGUUAUGAGCGUCUCUAGAAACCCGUUCCCUUUCAAUUUGGAACAGUUUUUUUAUCCAUUUGUUGAGAAUUUUGUCCAUGAUUGCGAGUCUAAAAUAAAGCAAAUGAUUAUUAACGCUUUUGAGCAAGAUAAUUUUGAAGUACUUGAGGAUGAUCCAGAUAAAGUUUCCGGGUCAGUGAAAAACUGCCUACGAAUUUUUAAUCAGAAUUUGUCUGUUUUGAAAGACUUGGGCUGGGAGAAUGAGUAUCAACUCAGCAAGCUCUAUACAAUUAUGAUUAAGGGUAUUUGCGAAUCCAUUACCACCUACGGUUAUAAGUGCCUCGAGAUUAUUACCAUGGACUUGAAUGAUGCCUCUGCUGAAAUUGCAGACUUUGGGGACGAUGGUACGGUGGUACCACAAGACGAUGAAAACAAUGCCAUGAAGUGGUUAUCAGGUGUCAGAGCGGCAGUGACUGGUAAUCAAAAAGUUGAACCGCCAAAACCUUACAAAUUUAAGGAACGGACUUGCGUGCUUUUGAACAAUAUCGGAGCAAUGCUACAAAACAUUGAUAAGAUUGAGGAUCUGGUCAAUCCUGAAAAUAUUUCGGCUAUUAUUCAAGCUAGAGAAGGACCACCGAAAUCUUCAAGUUCUCUAAAUUUGUUUUCAAUCAAGAUUGUCAAGGCAGAAAAUUUGAAGGCAGUAGGCUCUGAUGGCUUUUCUGAUACGUACGUCAUGCUUACAGACUCAAGUUCUAGAUCUACCGUUGGUAAAACCCGUAAAAUCCUUGAUGAUUUGAACCCACAAUUUAACGAAGAGUUUGAAUUCACGGUUCCUAUGUCUAAUCCAGGCUUCCUCACUGCUACUGUCUGGGAUGAUUCAAAAUCCACCGUUAGAAGCCACGAGAUCCUUGGAAGAGCUACGAUUCAUCUUGAUCCUAGAAAGUAUAAUGAUAAUGGUAUUCCUCAUGAUAGAUGGUAUGAAUUGGAUACCCAAGGAAGAUUGAUGUGCUCAAUUUCUAUGGAAAGUGAAAAGGUGGACGCUCUUUUCUGUUUAGGAAGAGCACAUAGAUCGUUGGUUAGAAUCAGAGAUAGAUCUAUAAGUUUGAUGGUGAACAAAUUUUCGAAAUUCAUUUUCUAUUCUCUCUCGCGCUCAACAUUGAAAACAACUUGUGGUAAUAAUGGAUCCAUGAGACCUGGAAAGGAUACCCUUAGAGGUGCUAUUUCCCCAUUAGGAAACUAUUUGAACUCUAAUUUAUUUGUCUUGGCUGAAAUUUUGACAAAUAAGAUGUUAAUUAAAGUGAUGUUGGAAUGCUGGUCCGUUGUCUUAACUACCGCCGAUUUACUUCUUUUACCUCCAUUGAGCUCUGCAAGGAACUCUUUGGUAUCAGAAUCUAACAACAAUAUUUGGCAAAAUGCAAUUGCUAGUUUGGGAGGAAAUUCCAAUAGACCUUUGACUCAGAUUGAAUUGGAAAUUACCUUUGAAUGGUUAAAAAUUUUGUGCGUGGAAUUCUUUUAUGCUAACGGUGAAGGUCCUCCAUUGGAAAAAUUGCAGGAUCAUAAAUAUCAAACUCUACUUUUAGUUCCUGUACAUUAUGUAACCGACGUUAGUUCAUUGGUUGAAGAAUUACAGCAGCUAAUUCCUUCUGUCAACAGAUACAUCAAGGAGAAAAAUUAUUAUGAUAUUUCGGACUUAACUGGUAUAACAAAGGGCCCCAAGUCUAAAGAUAGUAUUAAACUUACAAGGUCAGGCACUGUUGCUAGAUCCAAAACGAUUAUGGCUCAAGGUUCUGCAAAGGCUAGAGCCCAGGCUAAACAGGAAGUCAAGGCUGCUGAAACUGAUCCACUUGCUGUUAAAUCGGAGACCGAGGAUAUAAUUUUGAGAAUAUUGAUAGCAAAAGGACAGAAGCUGUAUGUGGCGGGAAGACUUCAAGAACGUGAGGCAGUUGCACGAAUUACCCAAACAGAAAUCUUGGCUAAAGCCGCUGCUAAUGGUAUUAGAAUUGUAUGA